Messenger RNA from Leptosia nina, 1356 nucleotides. Lineage: Eukaryota; Metazoa; Arthropoda; Insecta; Lepidoptera; Pieridae. The record is from the annotation of a GenBank genome assembly.
AUGUACAAGAAUUGUAAUCUUUACUAUGUCACUUUUAUCAUUAGUGUCGCGGGAAGUACCAUGAUCCCAAAUGAAUAUACGCAACAAUAUCACUUACCAAACUGUGAGAAUGGUGGACUGCUGGUAGAAAGCUUCUUCAAUACCAUCUUUUCGGAGUUCCAGAAUAAUCCACCUGCCUGUGUUUGUGUACAAAUGUGUUCUAAUCAACCGACAUACUGCUAUCCGAACGGAUGUUUCAAAACGUCUGUAAAUAAUAGGAAAAGUGUUAAUCCAAUCUCGAAAAUAGAUUCAAAAGUUCAACCUAUCUUUUUGGUCGACCAGGACAAGGAUUUGUUCGAAUUGUUGGAAAGACGUAAUUCCAUAGAUAAUUCAGUGAAGACCGAGAGGCCACUAAAUGAAUUCACAUUGCGUCCAAACCCAUUUAGUGAGUUGGUCUUCAAGCAAAAGCGGCUUCCUAAAUUGAAAAUGAGGUAUAAUUUAAGAGAACAAGUUAAGAAUACUAAGCCGAGCAAAUUGAAGAGAGACAGUGUAAAUCUUUCAAAAACGAGAUGGCCAUUAAAUAAACAAGUCUUUCAUAGCAAACAGCCGCGAAACGAAAUAAAACAUUAUAAAAGAAACGAUGACACGACACAAGCAAACUUUUUUACGUCAAUGCUUCAAGAACAAGAUGAAACAAAUUAUACUCCCAAAUACUUCAAAAAGUAUUUGACUAAGCGAGAGAAUGGGAACGUUAAUGUAGAAGCAUUGUAUUUGUAUAAGACAGAUUCCGCUAAUUUUUCUUUAGAAAAUCUAAUUGACAAUAUGAUUGAGGGCAGUUUGGAUGGAAACACAAACAACGUUAAACUCAAUUUGAGUAUGCGCAUGAAUAAUUCAAAUGAUUUAUUGGCUGAAUUCACGAGUAAAACUUUACGAAAUGUUCAUGAAAGAGAUUUCAACGCUACCGAGUAUAACAAUGACUUUAGAGUUGUGUCCUUGAAUUCUGAUGAUAAAACAACUGACUACCAUUCAAAUGCAAAACUAACACAGAUGGAUGACAAAAAUAACGCUAGUGUAACCGACAUGAUAGAAAAAAUGACUAGCGAAAUAGAAAAACAAAAUAAUAUAAGUAUAAAAAUAGUCGAACAAAUUAUUGGAAGUAAACUCGAUUUACUUCCUACUCAUGAUGCCCAAAUUAGUAUUGAAAUAUUUGAGAAUAUUCUUCCGCACGUAGGUACCAAAAAUUUAAGUGAAGAAACUAACAAUGUUGAAAACAAUGUCUUAAAUAAAAGAGGUGUUCCGAUGGCGCAUAUCUAUGUUCCAUUAAAAGGAAAAAGUAAACAGCAAGAAAGAAGACAAAGAAAAAUAAAGCUUUACUAA